Molecule: messenger RNA, 24676 nt
Organism: Porites evermanni
Lineage: Eukaryota; Metazoa; Cnidaria; Anthozoa; Scleractinia; Poritidae
Source: the annotation of a GenBank genome assembly
AUGCGCGUGUUUUUCAAAAUGGCUGCCACAUGGUGCGAAGUAAAGCCAUGUCUUUCCUAUUCAGUUUUAAAUAUCAUAAACAAAUUUGGCUUCAGUUCCAUGACUCCGGUACAGGUAUACAAAAUGAUAAUCUUACUACUGCCCUAUGACGGGAAUUCUGUAAUGGUUUUAACCCUCGGAUUCUUUACUCAGGCAGCCACCAUUCCACUUUUUAUGUCAAACAAAGAUGUUGCAGUUGAGGCGGUAAGUUUGAUUUGUACGUUUGUAAAUUUUUUUUAGGACAAGUCACUCAUCCUAAGCCCAUUUAUAAAGUCCAGCUUUUACCUGGUUUUGCUAUAGAAUACAAGACGACUUUCUUGAGACCCUGUACGUGAGGGGUUUUAGGGAUAAGGUAUAUUGUGGCAUAUGUACAAUUUAUAGAUACAGGUUCUAUAAUUUCAGAAUAAUAAUUCUCUCUAUGUAUACUGUUGUUCACCUCGUGGUUAGUUUUAUUAAAUUGUUUCAAUUUCAAUGUCGUUUGGCUUUUCUUAUUGUAUCAGAUGUUAGAAUCAAAACUAUUGUGAAUCUUCUGAGUUCAAUUCGCCACUUUAGAAAUGAAAAGGAAAUUGGACCAAGUUACUUUUCUCAAAGACUUUUGAGACUGCUACUAUAAAAUUCCGAAAAUAAGCCCCUCCUUGUAUAAGCCCCUCCAAAUAUAAGCCCCCCAAACGGGUGAUGCAAAAAGUCCUCCGUUAAAUCGCCCCUCCUAAUAUAAGCCCCCAGGAGGCUUGUACUUGGGAAAUGCCCUCAAAUACUAAGUAAAACAAAGCAAAAACGGUAAACUUACUUCCAACUGUAGGGCUAGCCCAAUCAAUUUUAAAACGCAAAUAAGCCCCUUUGACUAUAAGCCCCUCCAAAAAUAAGCCCCUCAAAAAAGGCCUUUGAAAAAUAUAAGCCCCAGGCUUAUUUUCGGAAUUUUAUGGUAUUUGGGACAGGAAAAAAAUUGGCCAAUAGCUGAUGGCUGCAUCCUCAGUAACAUUCCCAGAAACUUUUGCAGGACGCUUUUCACCUCCAGGUCCGGGUUGUUAAAACGUUGGAUAGUGCUAUUCACCGGAUAAAUCUCUAUCUGGUGGAUAACGCAAUUGGUUUCCCCAAUACUUAUCCACUGGAUGGCGAUUUAUCCAGUGGAUAGCGCUAUCCAAGGUUUGAACAACCGGAGCUAGUUUCCUUCUUGUUUGUAAAGUGGCAAAAAUUAUUUUUGCAUCAUUGAUUCACCUUUUGCUUGAUCACAUCAGCUUAUUUCCUUCUUUAUAGUGGUUUGGUGUAUCCUUUCUUACCUUAAAGUGAUGUGACAUGAGACGAUUCGCAACAACAAUUUUAGCGCAAUGAAGCUUGGCAACAUUGCUGCGACAUUGUUUCGAAUUACAUGGUUCCAACUUUCCAAUGCUGUGUUGCAUUAAAAAUUGUUGUUGCAAAUUGUCCCGUGUAACAUCACCCUUAGACAAGCUCUUAAGCUCUUGGGGCAAACCAUGUAAAUGUGCUGAAAUAAUUUUUACUUAAUAAUAAACAGAGCCUUUAAAACUAAUUCAACUUGUCAUUGUGUCAUUGUGAUUUAGGUUACAGGAUCUGGAAAAACUUUGGCAUUCUUGAUUCCUGUUGUUGAAAUUCUUCUUAGAAGGUAUUAUUCUUGAUAAAUAGUACUGACAGUGAAUAACUGACAUAUCUAACCUGCCAACAAUAAUUAUUGUUAGAGUAUAUUUUAUCUUUGACAUUUAUUUUCUAAAUUAGAACUCCAAAAUUUGGAGAUUCCUUGAAAACCCUGAAGAUUGACAAAUCUAGGUGAUAUUUACUUCCUUUGUGGUAGUAUGUCCCUGUUUUGUCGCGGAUUAUAUCUUACUCCCAGUUGAUUAAGGGCUACAGCUGUACAUUAUUACCAUACAGUUUGUUACAUUUAAAGUUUGAGAUUGUUGGAUUCUAGUUAAAGUUUUCCAGAGGUUGCCAAAUGUUGGGGUGUGAAGUUCAAACCCUGAAACUCAACCUUACCCUUGUCAGUCAGUACUCACAGCGGCAUCUAGUGUCAUUCAAUAAAGUUCUUUUAUAGUUGCAAAGUAAAAGAAAAAAUUUCUUACUUUCUUUAUGCUGGACAAGCACAGUCUAUAUUAAAUUUGGUUGUCCAAAAUUAAACCCAAGAGUUCUUGUCCAAAAUGUAUUGCCAGGUUCCUGAGCCAAAUGGAGCUCAUUCAAACAACUGAAAUGGCCAUGUUAUGGCAAAGUUAAAAGGAGCAUUUAGCCUUAUUUUGUCAAGUAUGAGGCUUGCUUUUAUGACUACAAGAUAAAUUUUAAUUCUACUGUAAUUUGAGGUCAAUUUUCAACUGUUUCAGUAUUUUUUUCUGUUGAAAAUGUGGUUGUCCCAAAGACGAGUCAUGUCAAAGGUUUGCACGUCCGAACUAAAAAAUUAAUUUUGUUCCUGUCCUAGACAAUCAGACAUAGGGUUUGCUACACCCUCAGAUGGAAAUUCAAUAUUUCCAUUUUUUUGUUAACCCUUAAGCCCCAAUAUCCACAAACAAAUUCUCCAAACUGAUCUCUAUACAUCUCCUUACAGAAUUAGUUGGGAGAAAUUGAUAAAAGAUCACAGUUUUUUCGCUUUGUGAUCAUUUGAUUAAUUCUCAAAGAUGUUGCACUUGACAAUCUAUGGAUAUUGUUAGGAGAAAAUUGAUGUUGGUCACUAUUGGGACUUAAAGGGUUAAAGUGGUUAAUGAAAAAGUAGUCUGGAAUUUAUUGGUGACUCGUGCUUGAUAAAUGUACUCCUUCUCUUAACGUUUUUUAUCAUUCUGCAGUUGCAUAAUAGGGGCAGUCACACUGCACCUUCUCUUCAGAGCUCCCCUCACGGAAAUAAUGGGAUGGGCUCUCACUCAGAUUGGUUUUUGAUCAUUCCACGUUUGUGGUUACAUGCUGACAACAACAAAGACAUCAACUUCAAUUGACAGCUUUCUUUUUCCCUUCCUUUUUUGCAACAGAUAUUGUUGCAAAAUGUGCUCCCACAAAACUCUUGGCUCCAAUGAAUUUUUGAGGAUUAUUAUGAAGCAUUGGUGGAAAGAAAACUUUCAAGUGUCUCAAGAUACUUUUGAAUUUAUAUUUAACAUGAAAGCAGUCAUAUUAAAUAGAUUCAAAAGCGGAAAUCCUCCCAUGUUUCUGAACUUCAGGGCUGUCACAAACGGCAGCACUAAAACACGGAAUCCGGAAUCCGGAAUCUGGAAAUGGAAACGGAAUCAUGGAAACGGAAUACGGAAUCUGUGAAAGAAGGUUCUAAGCGAUCGAUUUGAAAAAAAAUAUAUUAGCAAUGACAAUAAAAUAAAUAAACAGAUAAAAGAAAAAGACACAAAUGAAUAAAUUAGCUGAGUAGGGGAGAGGAGACUGCUGUAUCACUAGAGGAGUCGAUUCCGGUGAAAAGACUCUUGAUACCACUUCAGGCAAUAGUUGUGUAAUGUGAAAUUCUUUAAUUUUCUAUCAUUGAUAUUUGAUUCUGUAUUCCGUUUCCGUUUCUGUGAUUCUGUUUCCGUUUCCGGAUUCCAUGUUUUAGUGCUGCCCGUCACAAAGGCCCGGGUUCUAGGUCUUCCCUGGCUACUAUGAGCAAGACCCUAAGUUACUUUGAGAGGAAACAACAGGAAAAUAACAGAAAGUAAAGACCAUCCCAGCUGUUUCAAUUUCCUGCCAUCUCUGUAACUGCAAAAACCUGGCAACUCGAAAUCGUAGUGGCAGCCCUGAACUUUUAAGUCCAGUCAUGGGUAGGUAAAAUUGUGGACCGUAGUCUGAUUUAUUUCAAGAUGAACAAAGCACUCUCCAUAAGCAACACAUUAUUUCUAGUGCUUAGCACAUGUCCCUUUCUUAUGAUUGACUGAGCCAGUUUGGGUUUUUAUUUUUGCAAUUAACUACAUGUAGCUUAGUAACAUGUACCUCGGGAAUCCUUUUGUUCCUUUUGACUUAUGUUUCCCAUUGGGCACACAGUGAUUUACCCAAGGUAAAAUGGCUAAUGUAACCGCGCUUUUCCAUUAUAUGUCACUGUGUAAAGUUGCCAAUUGUGUAUACUUGCUGAAAAACUAAAUACUGAUCUAACUGAGUUGUCUUCUUCUUUUUGCUUUUUUGUUUUAGAGAAGAAAAAUUGAAAAAACAUGAUGUAAGUGUUAUUAUACAUGUACAGUAGAAACUCAGAUAACUUGAAUUCCCUACUAACUCAAACUACAUUUCCUUUCCUUUAAUCAAAAUUACAAGGACAAAUUUGAUUUCGAUCACUCUUAGGGCUGAAAACAUUUUGAAAACGUAGUGAACAGUAAAAGACAAGUAAAGGGAAGACUUGGUCAUGUAGUAGAAAUUCAUGUUUGCUGUUUGUCAUAAAUGUGACUCUAAAUUUCUCUAUUGAAUGCCAACUGGCUGGUUUUCUGAAACAGUAGGCUAGAAUGCCUCCUUUAAUUUUGAGCACUCAACGUUAUUGCUGUAAUGAAGGACCCGACAUGUUUGAAGGAAUUAUUGUACACAAAAAACUGUCAUUGCAAGCAUCUCUGUAAGCCAAUAUUAAACUCAUCACCAAUAGAUGAACUUGGGUGAUGGUGCCUGCAAGGCUGGUAGAGCUGAGCAAUGCUCUUGCCUGAAAAACUAUGGAGGAUUGUGGAUUUUUUUGGUGUCAAGUCUUUCUCUCUUUCAACUUCAUCAGGUUGGCGCCAUUAUAAUUACACCAACAAGAGAGCUGGCAAAACAGAUUGAUGAAGUUUUAAAGAAGUUUACAGAAGAUCUUUCACAAUUAAGGUUAGUUGCAUGACAGGUGAACAAAAAAUUAAUGUCACCAAAAAUAAGCUAUUAGCCUGUGAACAGGCUCCCAAGUGGAGCAAAGUGAAAAAGAAAAUAGAUGAGCGAAGCGAGUUGAGCAUGGCCUGAGUUAGAAAAAACGGCAGGGGCCCUGUAGACUGACCUGCUUUGACGCUGCCCAUCCAUGAUACCAGAUUCUGAUAUCAUGGUCUGAUUGGUCAGAUCACUCGCUGUUGACAAGUGAUUGAUGAGCAAUGAAUACCUGCGCGGGAUACCAACAUGCACAUGAAUGUUACUGGAGCUGAUGCAUUCAAGUGUAAAAAAAAAACAUCUUAAUUUGACAGGUCUAAUUACCUUACUGACAUGUUAUUGACAUAUGUGUUACAGGAUAAUAAUUAUUGCAAGUAAGCAGAUGGGUGGCAUCAAAACAAAGAAAGUCUAUAGGCUCCCCCGCCUUGGUUUGCCAAUUUUCUUUUCCAUCCCGGUCCAGUUGGGAGCCUUUUCGCAGGCUAAUAAGCUGUUGGAUAAGUGUGGUCAACUGUUCAACAAAACAUUUUUUGUAAAGAAAGUUUUUUCCUCGGUCUAUGAAAUUAAAUAGAGAAUAAUACAUGGUCGCGCGGAGAUAUGGAAUUUAUCUUCGAGUGUUCACAUCGAUAUCGAACGAGUGAGCGCAGCGAACGAGUGAGAUAUCGAAUGUGAACACGAGAAGAUAAAUUCCAUAUCUCCAAGCGUCCAUGUAUUAUUCUGUUUAUUAUAUAAACAUACUGAAGACGGCGUUUUUGAUGAUUUUCCGAAGAUUUCCGACCACCUUCCGAAGAUUUCCGAAGAUUUUUCAAAUUGUCCCGAAGACCAGACGAACGUUCCCGAACAUUUUCCGAGAAUUUCCGAAGAUGUCCGAAGAUUGCCGAGCACGUUCGAGGAAGACCCGAAGAUGUUUCGAUGAUACACCAACGAAUUUAAGUACAAUUUAAGAGACAAACCUGAUGUCAGUGAAAUUAUCGAUAUCUUCACAUGUGAAAAUAUCGUAUUUUUACGUGUGUUCAGAUACCACAUUUCUCGGUGGUAGAAAUCCUUGUAAAACACUGCAGUUUAUAUAAUAAAAGUAUAUAUUUUCAGUCAAACAAAGUUUAUGGGUGGCUUUGUUGUGGAAUAGUGGUUGGUUUUUUUUAGUUGAGUCAGUAAUAUUGUGGUCAUGAAAAAAAAAAGGCAAAAAGUGGAAGUGGUAGAAGCUAUAUUUGGAAAACAUCCAUAUGUCAGUACAAUAACUUUGAAAGCUACAGAAACAUAAAUAUUAAUGAUACCUGGUUAAAAGAGUUGUAAGGGUUAAUUUUAGACUUUCACACAAGUCCUUUGAAGUCACACAGUUCUGUUCUGUUGCUCCCUUGGGUAGUUCAAAAUGCUUGCUUGUGAGUGCUUUAGUUUUACUGACAGAAUUGCACCCUGUGUUACUGAUAUAAAAAGGUAAACUUGAUGCAAGUCUUUGGCUCCCCCACAUGCCAGCUGUUGUAGACUCACCGAAAAGCAGAAUUUGGAUGUGAGUAAAGGAGGGAGCUAACUUGGAAAGUGGCGAGUAGACCACUAAUUCACCAAGGGGCAAACUAACUGAUAUUCAUCACUGGAACCAAAAUAAAAUACUAGUUUUAGUCAUGAAUAAUUAGUUUUUAUAAUUAUUUGUACAACAUUUUGGUCUUGUCACAUUUAGUUCUACAUGUGGGUAUCCUGUAUCAUGGUAAUGCUCAUGAAUUUGCAUCCUAAAGUUUUAUGUUUUUUUCUGUUUGAGUCAGGCUUAAUACAGCUGCUGUAACUCAUUUUGUUUUUGUCUCUUCCUUGAAACUUGUUUUAUCUUUAUUCUUUUUUAGACAGUUGUUGCUUAUUGGGGGAGCAGAUCCCUUGGAAGAUAUACAGAAAUUUAAGUCAGAAGGGUGAGAAUGUGCCUGGAUAAUUAUUAAUUGUGUAUAAAUCUUUCAUUGGAGAAAUUAACAGUGGCUUAUUGCCACACAUUUGCAGAGUAUUGAAGAUGGGUACCUGGAAUGUCUGGGACCUCCACUGCAUGUACUUGUCAUAGGCCAGGCCACAGACAGCUGUUCUGUUGGCUUGCAAUUCCCACAACACAGCCAUGAUCUGUACACUGAGUCAUCCUUGCUCCAGUCCUGAUCUGGCUGGUGUUGACAGGUGGAAAAGGAAAAGGAUAGGGAGAGGAGGGGGGGCAGAAAUGGAAUUAUGCUGAGCAGACAAUACAUUUAUUGCUCCACAAAAAUCCUGCCUUGCUUUGAUACCCUGAACUAUGCUUAAUCAUGCAGCUAGAAUGAGGGGUGCUCAGAGUAUUCUCCAGUGUUCUGUUCCACAAAACGCCCUAGACUCAAUUUAUAUGUACAGAACUUGUCCUGAGCUGAAGGGUCACCCUCCCAGCCGAGACAACUUGAGUGAGCGUCUAUAUGAGAAAAAAGUUGACUCCUCUGCCAGAGCUAACAGUGCUAGCACAUGCUCUGAUUGUCUCACCUUGACUGAAUUGUAUGGAGAAAAAGUUGACCCAUCAAGGGGGGUGACCCUACCAUCACAAAAGGGUGACCCAGCUAGGUGGGUCACCUUUCUAGCCUAGCCAACUUUUUUGUUUCUCAUGUAAAUGAUUUGCCUCGUUUUGGAAGGAAAUGCAUAAAAAACUGACUCUCCCAGGGUAUCUCAGGUCCAUCCUUCUACCCAGGAUGACCCUUCUCUGUAGGGGCCCUUAAAACAUCUGUGCUGCUCUGUGUUGUUAACUCAGUUAAUACGCAUGCAACUACGUUUAAAGAGAUCAACCACCUUAGCUUAUUCUCUUUCUCCAUUAGACCACCAAGAUCUGAUGUGGAAAAAAAAUAGACUGCACCAAUAACAAACUACUGUUAAUAAGGAAAAACUAUUUUGUAAAGUUUAGUUGCAUUUAAUUUAUGGUGUACUUCUUUAAUAGGGGUCACAUAAUUGUUGGAACUCCAGGAAGACUGGAAGAUUUAUUUGCUAGGAAAAAGGAUGGAUUAGAUCUCGCUGCUCAUGUAAGAUCACUGGUAUGUACAGCUGACAACAAUAAGAUUUGCAUGUAGUGUCUUUAUGAGAUUAGCUAGCAUUAUUGAUCAGUCUCCUCUACUAACAGUGUUUUACAAGUAGACUUCAAAAAAUUUGCCUCUUGACUCAUGUAAGCACCCCUUGGACCCCCACGUAUUAAUGAAACUACUGACUAGCAGUAGCUAGAUUUUAACUUUGCCUAAAUUGCAUUUAGACACACUCAAAAAACUUGCAACCUGCAUUGAGGUGUGGUUAAAUGUUCUGUUAUUGCAAACUUCUUUGAUUUGAAUGCCACAACCUGUUUUUAUUUCUAAUAGGAAGUGUUAGUGCUGGAUGAAGCUGACAGAUUGCUUGAUAUGGGUUUUGAAGCAAGGUACAUGAGAAAGCCUUUGUUAUGUACUACAGGGAUUAUUUUAGAAAUAUCUGGCAAACAAUAGAAUAGCUAAAGGACUGGAGCCUACUUAAGUAUUUUAACUUAACAAAUGAAUGUGCAAUGUUAAAACAGCUUUUCAGAGGCUUCCAUGUACGUAACUUGCCUGCAUUAGAUCAUAUACAUAUGUGAAUUUGCAUAUUAUUAUUAUUAGUCUUCAAUCUUGGACAAAAAUGUUGAUAAAAAUGGAUAUAAUCAUGUCUAGUUUCAAGAUAAAGCUCUUGAAAGCACUGGCAACUGCAAAUACUCCCCCUUACCCCAAAAGACGGUAACCACUAUUACCAUAAAUGUACAUGAAUUAUUACUACAACUGUUUUUCUUUUUUUUACAGUUGUAUUUAGGAGCUUAUGGUAAUAUUUGUUACAGUGAUGUCAUUGUGCAUCACUCCACUAAUUUGAAAACAAAUUAAAGUGGGAAAAUAAAUGCCACCCUCAGUUGUUGUGCAUGGACUAAACAGUUAACAGUUAGUUAAAUUAGGCAAUCAAUAACAACCUGUUCUAUCUUCCAGCCUAAAUGCCAUUUUGGGGUUUCUUCCAAAGCAAAGAAGAACGGUAAACUACUUUUUGUACUUCACUGUUUAUUUUAAGAUUUCAAACUCAUUGUAAUAAACUGGUGUUAAGUUUUAACUGUCACCUUUUCUUAGAUUAAUGAGAUCCUCGAAAUCACAAGCCCUAUAUAGCUAGCAUUUCAAAUCCCAUUAAAAACAAUUUUCAGCUCCUUGCCCAGAGGUCAUGGGAAAAAUUUCACUGGAACCCAUAUCCUAAAUGUUUUUGAAGUCAUGUAUUUUUUUCUUGUCACUGGAAGCCUUAGACCUGAGUACCUGCAAUGCACUUUGGGAACGAUUCAAGAUGUUAGACAAUAGAAAACUGAUAGAUGUUAUACAACAUUUUAGUUUCGUACACAGUGUACAUGUAUUAUAAGCUGCGUCAGAACUAAAGAAUUGCUCUACUAGUUAAGAAUCUGAGUGGAAAAAUAGUAAACUGGGAAACUAUUUUUCGGUUCCCUUAUUUUAAGACCGAGGCAACAACAUGGUACCGGAAAUUAUUGUUUAGAAGUAACCAUGAACUCCUAGGGCUUGAAAACACUUAUGUUUGUAUGCAUCAAUCUUCAGUUGAUGAUGCUUUGUUACUUUAAAUACAGGGCCUUUUUUCUGCUACUCAGACUGAUGAGGUUGAGGCUUUGGUGAGAGCAGGACUCCGGAAUCCAGUCAGAGUUACAGUGCGAGAAAAAUAUUCCAAUUCUAAGGUGUGUAAAACCACCAGGCUUUUUGCCUGUUAUCUACCCCAGCCAUGGAUUUUUGAAGGCGUUCAAAAACUUAGAUCUUACUUAUUAUUAAAGAUCUCUCAUUUGAUAAGUUUUGCUUUUUCACGAUGGCCAAAUUUUAUGUGACAAAACAUGGGAUACAUCAGUCUUAGAUUAGGAUGGCUUUGUAAAUCCAGGGCCUAUUGGAAGAGCAAUUACUCUCAUAGGCUAUACUUAAUUAGCAAUUAAUGAAUGCAGCUGAGUAGGAUAUGAAGAAUUAUCAAAAUCGAGGAGGGUGUUAUCGUGCAUGGUUGAAGAUAAAGGGCUGUUCAGGUCUGCAAAUAUACUCCAAGUAGCAGAUGCUGUACGUUGAGUUGUCUUCAACAAAAAAAAUUUUCCGGCCCUUUGGGCCUCGGCUUGGUCUAAAAAUAAGGGGGGGCCUGGGCCCCUGGGCCCCUCCCCUGGAUCCGCCACUGCCUUAAAUCUCUCUAUUGUUAAGUACACUCACUGUCUAGGUAUCAAGGUUGGAAAAAUUGAAAGCAUCUAAGAAUUAGUUUCGUUAAAUCCCAUCUGUGCUCUGUUGUAAUAACCAGCCAACAGAGUUUGGAUUAAGAAGAUAGUAGGAGCUGAAUGGAUGGUUGGGGACAAUCUCUCAGUAACUUAUGAUACUCUGCUUAAUUCUCCUUCCAAAUUGAAUCAAUUGUAUAUUGCUCACAUCUUGCAAAUAUGGUAAGCACCAGUUGGUUAUGAAGAAUUAACCGGGGGAUUGGAGCCAAUCACAAACAGAAAAAUAUUUUGAAUGAAUAAUAAUUGUCAUUACUUUAAUUUAUUAAAAAAAUUAUAAUAAUAAAAAAGUUUUGAUUGUAUUGAAAUAUUUAUUAGUGUUAGUGAGUAAUCUGUGUGCAAUAUGUUUCCACCAGUCAGAACAGAGGACACCCCAUACAUUGAGGAACUUUUACACGGUAAGUUGACCAUAACUUGACCAUAAGAGGAAAUAUAGGAUUACAGACCCUAAAUUUUGGAAUGUUGCUGGCAAUCCUAUCCCGAUGGCUUUUCCAGACAGUUCUAUGGAGAAAAUCCUUAGCUAGUCUUGCAAAACACAAUUUAAUUGGUAGAAAACUAUAAAAAUUUGAUACCUGCUGAGAUUCUGAGAACCUUGUUUUAACUCCUGUGCUAACAGCAAAAAGUUCACUACUCUGAGACAGGAAGAAAUGAGAGAAAAAAAAAGAGACUUCCUUUGUUAAGAUUUCAUAUGAAAAUUUUCUGAGACCACAAUUUUGUAGGUAUAUUUUCCCUCAUAAUUUAACCUUUUGUCUCCAAUAUCAUUAUACAAAUUUUUCUAAUUAGCCACCAGAAAUUUCUCAUAUCAUUCAUCGGGUAACUUGUUAAGAGAUCAGUACAAAAGGUUUUUACCGUAUGUUUUUAGUGUUGUGUUCCGGGUUUUUGUCAUGUUUUGAGUCGCUUGAAGCUAACAUCCCCUACCCUCGUUUUAUUAUGUAUUAGUCGGGGGGUGUCAACUCAAAACGCCACAAAACGCAGAACACGAUACUAAAAACAUACGGUAAAUUAUCUUUAUUCAUAUUUCUUACAUUAUAUCAACAAUUGGGAUCAAAACGUGCAAACGUCUGUGUUUUAUGCAGCAUUUCUCCCGAUCACUUAAAUCAAGCCGAGAGCAGCCGUUACGAAAUACAUGCAGUAAAUGUAAGAGAUCACAUGUCGGGCGUGACAUCACGAUGCCUUGAACAGUUGGGGUAAAGUGGACACUGUUUGAAUAUAGUGAACACUGUUUUAGGAGUAUUUUAUUAAAGCAUUGAAGGUUCGCCUGUUCUUAAACAGAAGGUUCUGCAUCAUUCAUCGUUAAUGUCGGCACUAUGACAUGGAUGUGUGAUGUAAAACUGUGACUGAUUAGUAUGGAUUCCUUGCUUCCAAAAAAAUGAAAAAAAUUUCCCCUCCCCUGGUAAAAUCAAAGCUCCCCUAAAGGACAUUGUCUGCCCUCAGUGAGCAACCUUAUACAGUCCUGACCUCUAUGAUAUGGAUACUUAUAUCUGUUCCUUUCGUGCGCACAUUAAAGAUGUUUGAUUUAAAUCUUAUUUGCAGAUAUGCGAAAGUGACAGGAAGUUCUCAAGAUUAGUAGCUUUUUUGAAGGCAAGAAAGGUAUUGAUCUUUUGGGUCAAAUGCCGAGUUUUGUGCAACCGGUUUCCCAAUUGAACUGUACAAGUAUGUCUUUAAAUGCGUCAAGACAGAAUACACUUUUCAGUGUUUGCUUCUUACAUUUUACAGACCUGCAAGAGUAUGGUAUUUUUCAGCACCUGUGCCUGUGUUAAUUAUUUUUCAAAGGCUCUUGAAAGGUGAGUUUGAUGUCGUGGUAGCCCUAAAAUGGAGCAUUAGUGCUUAACCAGCCUAGUCAGAUACGUUUUGAAAUUUAAGACUAGUCACCCAAGGUGUUUUCCCCGCUAUUUCUUCAUGAAAGAAGACUUUUUUAAUUUUAUGCACGAGAUCAGAAAAUUGCACAGCCAAUAACAGUUUUUGAGUUCCAGUAGACUUGCUUAAAAAAAACAGAUUCAAAGUCACGAUCCCAAAAAGCGGUUAAAGAACCUAGACCCCUGGUUCCCAGUUAUCAGUUCUUGUUACCCUGAAACAGCAAGAGGAUAGACCCUGGUAACGAAGUCACGGAGUUUUUUUACCUGAUAACUUUUGAGACCGAGGAACUUUUAAUGAGUACAGCUUAUUUAAGAGCGGAUGUCAGUAAAUAUCGACCAGAGGUCUACAAAAUUGAAAAAUCGAAAAUUCUCAAAAAAAUUCACAAAGUAGCACUAGGUAAGCUAUUAACAUAAAUGUAAUUUUUACUUCGAUCCGAUAAUUAUUUUCCACGUACGGGGGGGUUAUUGGUUUCGCGGCUCUCGGAACGGGUUUUCCAGGGCCGAGACCAUGUGUCACAAAAAAAUCGUUUUAAAAUUCAAAUCCAUUGUAAUGUGGACAACAAAUAACUUUUUCAGAAGAGUACUUAAUUGCACACAUUCUAAGUGGUGAUUUACUCAGUUUGAACGAAAGUGUAAUAUUUUGGAGAUUUUUCAUUAUUUUCAAUAUUUUGAACGUUUUCGUUCAAUGAAAAAAUGGCAAAUUUCAAAGCCCAAAAUCGUCGACUGGUACCUCGAUUUCAGUAACGAGUCUUAUACCACGUUAAAGAGCGUUAUCUCUUCUUUCAAAAUCUGUUUUCAAAACUACGGGCAACUUAAAAGAAAAUUUUUGAGGCCAAAAAAUACAAGUAGUACUUUUCUGAAAUUUGAGCUUUCCAGACGCGGCGGGCCGAUGCUAAAAACUUGGAAAAAUACAGUAAGAAAUCAGUUUGAGCAAUAGUGGUUUCAUGUUAUCAGCUUUCAGAAACCAAGACGUGUUUAUACAGCGAUCUGAUAUAAAUUAAUGCCGUUUGCUAUCAAGAAAGGCAGAUUUAAGCUGUCAACUCCUGCCAAGUGCACCAGUCACGUGAAGUUGUCAAAGGGAGGGCAAAGCACUAAUAUUAAAAAGUCUUAAAAUUCAAAACGUUUUACGUCCAUGAAAUCAGAUUUUAGCGUACAAAACAAUGUUGUGAAUGUCUGUUGUUCGUACCUUAGCAUGGUGUUUCCAUAUAUUGGAAAUGUCAAGUAUCCACACGGGAGAACAUACCAAACAACAACGUUUCAAAUCCAAGCGCCGAAAGAUCGUAAACGGCAAAGAUUGCGUUACAUUUCACAGAACGACCGCUUACCACUGUUGUCACUCCUUUUUUCGCUGGAAGCUACGAGGAGUUUUCAUUCCGUCAUGAGUGAUUCUUGAUCAGCGUUUCCUUGAAAGUACGACCCCGGACAGGUGAUAACUGAGGACGUUUCGUCAAGACUCCUGUUGUUCAGUUUCAGGCUUUAGCAGGUGCGUAGUCAGGAUUUUUCCGGAGGUACGCCCAACUUUUUCUACAUCUUCUUCCCCCCCCCCCCCCCCCCCCCCCAAAUCUCAACAUUUUUUUAAGGUGCCUUUAUUAAAGGUGGGGUUAACGGUUGUAAGCAAAAGCAUUUUUGCUGUUUAUGAAAUGACACAACCUCUAAAAUUCUUUAAUUCUGUCGGCUUGUUAUGUUCAUUGACGUCAACCGUUUAUCAUUAAUUCAGCUAUUAAAAAUCAAGCUUGUAGUACCUCCGACUUUAGUUUACAAAUGACUCUUUUUACCCCUUUUUGUCACAUUAUUUUUGACCGACAAAAGCACCACACAUUGACGUAAUUGUGCCCUACUUCGUCUACUCCGAAGACAGGUCGUGGAGAAAACAACGCGUUCACGCUUUACAUCAUCAAGCUUGCUAUAUAAAUAAAUCAUCCAAGAUUCGGUUCUCCAAUUAAUGUCGUCGCUUCUCUGGAAACCGAUUUUUUUUAGUUAUGUUUAUUUCAUUCUAUUUUUUUUCCUCAACGUUUUCGGGUACGCACGUGCAAACCGUGCGUACAAGUAGCUACGCCCCUGUUUAGUCUCCUUAGCCCUGAGCGUUCCUCUCUUGCGGUUUUCGCGGGAGUUCAGAAUGUGGUCCAACCAGUAUUUCACGUCUCUUUUAAAUGAGAGGCAGCACUUCUUGUUUACCGUUUCGUUAUCAGACAGCGCUUAGGCUCUUAGCCUUUCAUUUAAUUUUGAUCAAAUUUUUAUCAUUUAGUUACUCAGUAUACGUUCGAUCCUGUCCUUGUAAACUUAUACUUUUAUACUUUAAGGGAGCUUAAUACCUAUAUUAAUUUUUUCUUCGUUUAGUGUCGUCCAAAAGACCCAGUUUUUUGGCAUUUUUUAAAAAAGCAAGAAAAAGAAACGACAAGGUUUAUUUUUUUUGGACUUAGAUUAAUUCUUUUAAUCUAAAAAAUUAGCAUUAUAACAUCAUUUCGAGGCAUAAAACGUUCGGUGGUGUAUCCUCUUUGCUUUUUACCCUUUUUGGGCCUUUUUUUUUUGAAAUUGACCAUCAAAUUUUCCGCCAUAUUGAGUUUGUGUCGAUUUGGUGACCAUGUCUUGUUGUUUUCAGUCUCCACGGCAAUGAUGCUGGUGUUUCAGGCCUCCCGUUCUCAGAUUUCUUGUGAUUUUUUUUUUCACCCCACCGACCGACCCACCCAAAACCAGGAAACCUAUUCGACGCUAAACGAACGAAAAGGGGAUGACCUAAGCCUUAUGGUUUCUUUUUGGGCUUCCUCACCACAUUGCUUCUGCGUGUUUCUGUAUACUUGUCUUUUGCUUUGUUUUGUUCUUUUUUGUCGGUAAAAUAAACUGAAACUGUACAAAGACCCUCAAUAUUCCCUUUGGAGGUUCUCGAACGCGCAUAAAAAAAAUGAAAAACGCGAUGAUUUAUUGACCGCAAGGGCAAUGGGGUGGGGUUAGGGCUCGUUACUGCGCUCCGGUUCACUCGUACGCUGUCAAAUGGUCCCGAAAUACAAAAUGAAAAAUGACUGUGGACAGACUAUUCACGUCUAGACAUCAAGCAUCUUUUAAGAUGGGACUUAUCGCCUCUCCCUGUUCAUGGAGUUGAUUCAAGGUGUUGACGUUAAUUUCGUGAUGCCCUGCAUGUUGCCAGGACAUGUUUCAAAAGGGCCUUUCCAAAGGUACGGAGUCCGCCGUCACCUUGUCAACCGUGCGAGAAAUGAUGUACUUCACAAAAACAAAGAGAAGUUAUUUUCGAUUUGCCCCGCCCCCUACCCCCGAAAGUCCCCGACAGGACCGCUUCAAAGUACUCCCCAUGUGGUUGCGCGGGGGAUAGUAACAGGUCUACCUAAUUGCACCGUGCAUCAAUGACAGUUUAGCUCAAUCAGAAGCCCCUUUUCCCUGGCUAGUUCAAGGUGUGUGCACCUCCUUUAAGCUGUUGUUUUCGGUUCUUACUGAAAUUUUUGAUCUUGAGGAAAUUCACAACGACAGGAGCAGGUUAUGGGCUUUUUUCCUAGCCCUAAUCCUACAUCACGGGAAAUCCCUCAGGUUAGGCAAGAAUUCGAUAAUCCUUCCAUAAUCAUCCAUUUUUUCACCGCGUGAAUUGGGUAUUUUUAGCUUAUUUCGAGGAAAUACUUUUUGCUUCAAAUCCAGGGUGGGCUUUUAAACACAUUUUUUAAGCCAAAUGGUUUUUGCGAGAAUCUGCUUACCCGAACUUUUCGCAUAAAAAACGACAAAUACCCGAAAAAAGCUCAUGUUGUUGGUGGUGGUGGCAUAUUUCCGAUAAAUUCAGCUCAAUGUCUCGUGAAGAAGAGUUCAGAUCCGUGCCGCGCGCCUCUCGAGGCAAGCGUUCCGUCGAAAUGCGAGCCCAAAAACAGGUGGUAAGCGGUCAAUCUGUGAAAAGUAACGCAAUCUCCGUCGUUUGAGAGCAGCCGAAGAUGCUCUUGCCGAUGCUGUCCUUGAUGUUUUUUAUUUCCAGUAUCUAGGAAACCCAUGCUAAGGUAUGAAACAUACACUCGUAGGCAUUGUUCUGUCCGCUAAAGUCUAAUUCCUGGACGCAGAAACGUUGUGCUUUUUGAAGUUUAUUAUUGUGCUUUGCCCUUUGACAACCUUACGUCACUCGUGCGUUUGGUAGCAGAAGAUGGCUAAACUCUGCUUUUCUUGUUGGAAAACGGCUUUAAAUUUUAUCAGAUCGCUCGAUAAACACGUGUUGGUUUCUGAUAGCUGAUAACGUUAAAUCACUGUUGCUCAAACUGAUUUCUUAUUGCAUUUUUCUGAGUUUUUAGCAUCGACCCGCUGAGUCUGGAAAGCUCAAAUUUCAGAAAAGUACUACUAGUAUUUUUUGGCCUCAAACAUUUUCUUUUAAGUUGCCCGUAGUUUUGAAAACAGAUUUUGAAAGAAGAGAUAACGCUCUUUAACGUGGUAUAAGACUCGUUACUGAAAUCGAGGUACCAGUCGACGAUUUUGGGCUUUGAAAUUUGCCAUUUUUUCAUUGAACGAAAACGUUCAAAAUAUUGAAAAUAAUGAAAAAUCUCCAAAAUAUUACACUUUCGUUCAAACUGAGUAAAUCACCACUUAGAAUGUGUGCAAUUAAGUACUCUUCUGAAUAAGUUAUUUGUUGUCCGCAUUACAAUGGAUUUGAAUUUUAAAACGAUUUUUUUGUGACACAUGGUCUCGGCCCUGGAAAACCCGUUCCGAGAGCCGCGAAACCAAUAACCCCCCCGUACGUGGAAAAUAAUUAUCGGAUCGAAGUAAAAAUUACAUUUAUGUUAAUAGCUUACCUAGUGCUACUUUGUGAAUUUUUUUGAGAAUUUUCGAUUUUUCAAUUUUGUAGACCUCUGGUCGAUAUUUACUGACAUCCGCUCUUAAAUGGUUUGACAGAUAUUGCGCGUUGGUCUUGUACCCGUUCCAUUCUUUUUUCCAAGCCUUGUGACUUUUCACUAAAUAACAUCUUAGGUGAAUAAAAGACUUACCUUUUAAGUUUCUCUUUUUAUUUAUUUAGAUAUAUAUUUAUUAUGUAACAUUUGGCCAAAUGUCAAAGGAAGAUGUUAAGGAAAUAUCUCAAUGUUUUAUAAUAUUUGGAUAUUUCUUCCACGCAUCAUCCAGUGGGCGCGUUGGAUUUGUGAUGGUAGGGAGGUGCAAACUUGGCUGGGGUCGUAGAUUAACCCUACCUCCGUCCCUAUCUGGAGUAACCCCACUGAGGGGUUACUGUUCCCUGAUUAACCCUUUCACCGCCAGAGUGCUUGAUUGAGUUGGAAAUUUGGUCGAAAUUUGCUUUUGGCUAAAUUUGGCAGUGAAAGGGUUAACACAGUGGGGUCGAAACCACCCUAAGGCUAUAACUGCAAACAAUUGUCAUUGCAGACUUCUCACAAAUGUCAAUGUGCUGUCCAUCCAUGGAAAAAUGAAAUCCAAAAGACACAAAGUUUUUGAUUCAUUUAGAACGUUAUCAAGGUAAGUAAGGUAGGAAGUAGUCUUGUACAAACCAAUGAUAACUGAACGAAACACAAGAACAUGAAACAUGAGAGCAGUAAAAGUUGUUCGUGAGAAAAAAAGGGCAAGAUUCCAGAACCACAGAAAGUGUAGUUCUGCGACGUGAUAUUCAAGUCAAGUCAUUGUGGGGUCCUUACAGAAUGGCCCUCAAAUACAAAAACAUGCUCUUAAUGCCAGACUCGGGCUUGCUUGAGAGGGGUACCAUGGCAAGCAUAACUGACGAAAAUGGAAUGAGCUCCAUACGACGAAACGACUGGCCAACAGCACUCUCUGAUGUUCACAUUCUUUCAGAGAACCAUUUGAUUCCUCAAUUUUUAGUUAAUGAAAUUAUGUUUAUGUUUAAUUUAUGUAAUAUUUAAUAAACCAUUGUCGUACUCUUGACGAUGAACUGAAAUGGCUUGUAAAUGAAGGGGUUGGUUUCUUAGGAAACUUAGCGAGCUGCGACAAUGGGAAGUGAAACUCAAAACAGUUUUUGGUUAAGUAGCCUGUAGUCGAGGCUUAUGUUUUGAAAUCGUUUAGUAAUAAAUCCAUGAUUGUAGUCCUAAAUGCACACCGCAGAAGCACUGACUUCAUUGAUAAAUGGGCAUGAUACUAUAGGUGUUGUUAAUGAAGUCGGUGUACGUGAAGGUAAUUAUGCAUCUGUUAUCUCUUUAUGGUAUCUCCUGCAUUAGCGUCGACUGCUGGCUAGCUCCAGACCGUCGUUUGUGAUCUCUCUGUGCGGUGUUGCUUUUCUUUUUUUCAGUGGUGUUCUUGUAUGUACAGACGUCAUGGCCAGAGGAGUAGACAUACCAGAAGUGGAUUGGGUCGUUCAGUUUGAUCCUCCAAGCAGUGCUAAGUAUGAAUAUGUGCAUUCAGCUUUUGUUAUGAAAUCCACGAAAUGUUUCAGUUCCAAACAUCUUACGGCCUUAAGAAAAAGAAAUCUUUUUGUCUCAGCCCUCCAAACAUGCGUUGUUCGGCUCAUUAAAAAAAACAGUUUAAGACAUCAUAUUAAAGAUUAAGAUCAAGAGAAGUUCCUCGUUUUCCUUGAAGUGAACUGAACAGCGAUUCCACUAUCGGGCAUAAUAAUCUUCUUGUGUGACAGAAAGCUUCAGAAUCAACGCGUUUUGCGCUUACUUGGUUGUCUUCACUAUUGUAGUUGAAAAUCUUAGAUUAAUACAUAUGAAAUUACGAUAGGCCAUUUUGCAACCAGCAUAAUAUUUGGUAGGUCACGUGCAGAAGUAGUGUGUCCAGCAAUUCAAUUAACUUAGUAAUACUGAAUAGAUGCGUCUGCUUUCUAACGAAAUUGUUUUCCCGCUCUUGGUGCCCGCCAUCUGCAUUUGCUUCAAGAUUUGAUUGUUUAAUUGUCUGUUAGUAUUCUACUUUGCGAGAGCAAUCAUUUUGAUUUUGGUUUUACUACACUCCGUGAAAACUGCUCUAAAAAUUCUCAUUGUGCAUGGUAUGAGCAUUUCUACCUAUGUCACUUUACAGUGCCUUUGUUCAUCGCUGCGGAAGGACGGCAAGAAUUGGCAACCAAGGUAAUAUUCCACAUCCAAAACCCCAUCCACAUUAACAGAAAUCUGUUAAUGGGUCAGUUGGCUUGUCACGUCGGCAUGUUGGGUGUACUCAGUUUGCCUUGAGUUAAAACAACAGGAAGUUUAAGAUUAUACUUAAGUGGCUUGUAGUGACAAGCACUUCGCUUUCGUAAUGAGCUUCUGGAAAAAAAUGGUGUGGAAAUUUAACAUAAAAGUUUUACGUUUUUAAAUUUUAGGAGGAAGACCAAUUGCUAUUUUGUACGUGUGACCAAGACAAAUGUUGAAAAAUUGGUCCUUAUACAAGUCAAGACCGUAUAAGUCCAGGGAGACUUUUGCUAAAGACGCAUCGUUUUCUAAUCCGUCAAUAUGACCGCUUGAGAAUGCUUCCACCAGUACUGGAUAGGGGUUACCUAGAGUACCCUCUCUUGCAAAAGAAUCAGUUACGAUGCAUAAAAAUGCUCUUGAAUGCUUUUGCUCUUUUAAGAAGCAAGCAGCUUUUUAAGAGGCUUUGUCACGGCCCUGUAGUUCAUUCUGUAACCGUUAACGAAGAAUUACUUGUCAAUGACAAAAUGAUACCUUAAUGCCCCCAAAAAUAUGUUUCUCAAGCAUUAUAUCAAACGUUACAAACAAAAUAAUUAGGUUUGUAAAAACUGUUCAGUAGACUUUAAAGUUUUCAAAACCCACGAGUGCAAUCCGUUUGGAUCUUCAAGUUUUUUUUCAUCCCUGCCUUUUUUUGUUUGUGCUGUUAUUUAUUCCCUAUUUUUUGUCUUUUAACGGCUUGAGCGGUGAUUUUAAUGUUUCUCGCAGUUAGUGGAAGUUCUUAUUGUUUGAAUUUUGAUAAAUGUCGUGACGUACUGUUGUAAAAAACGAGCAGGAGUGUAUUCUCGAGGUGAAGCCGAGAGUUUUUAAACCUGAUAAUACACGCCUGCGAGUUUUUUUGAACGGAUUCAAAAUCUCUAAUAUGGAUCAAAUCAUUCUUGCAGAAAUAUUUAGAUUUGAGGUUAUUUUGGUCUAAAAAGUGGACGUAAAGUUUAGCCGUGUCCUUAUCAGAUAUGAGGACACUCAUGAAACAUUAAUUUCUUUUGUUUUUUUUCUGUUUGAAUUAUUAAUGAGUUUUUGAAACAGUCCGUAAAGUGGAACGAUUUGUUGAACUUCGUCUUCUAGGAAAUGCUUUGUUAUUUUUACUUCCUGCCGAGGAGUCUUAUGUAGACUUUAUGUCUAUUAACCAAAAGGUAUGUUGAGGUUCUCGCUUUGUUGUGUUAAUUCUAACGCGACUUGGGACUUGAAGAUUUUGUGCUAAAAGAGCAAGAUAUAGCCUCAGAAAACAGCCGAAAUCUAGUUUCAUUGCGAAAUGAGCUGAGAAACGAGCGCUACUGAUGACGCGUCACUACCCAGAUCUGGGUGGUGCCUUUGAUUGGCUGAAGCAAAUUUUCCGCGCGGCACGGCCAAUCAGAAGCACUGCCCAGAUCUGAGUAGUGACGCGUCAUCAGUAUGGAAUAUCUGCGCUUCAGUCAUUACGCGGAGAAACCAGUGGUGGCGUCGCGAAAUGUUGGCUUUAGCCUGCGAGCAAGCUCUCCUAUUUGGGCCAGUGACACAAGUCUCGCGAGAACGCGCGAGGGCCCCUCGCUCGCGCGUUCUCGCGAGGCUCACUUCGCUUGCCCAAAUAGGAGAGCUUGCUCGCAGGCUAUGUCGGCUUUUUCAGGCUAAGCAAGAUAACGUUGAUUUCUUUUCUGUGUCAUCCUCUAGAAAUUAAAAACAGUUAGAAACACCCUUUACUGUGAGAGUCAGUUAUGUGUGGCAUCGUAUUGCGUAAUAUCAAAAAGGCUGUAAAUAUAGGGAUAUGUAUGUGGAACUCCUGUAGCAUAUUUAAGAAGAUAACUAUACGCACAAUUCUUUUAAAAAGUCGCACCUUAUCUUCAUGAUUUCCUGAUCCUCAGCGAUUUAAGCGUUCCUUUGUAUCCCAUUUUUCCCAUCAAAUCCCUAUAAUUAAUUGCAGCAGCUUAGAUAUUACAUGAUAAUCCGGUACUGUACUUUAGCCUAACCGACUCUCACACUGAACUUGAAUGUCUGUGAAAUGGCAUGAAGCAAGGUAUAACAGGUUUUAAUAACUUUCUUAUCUGAAGGACACUGCGUACAUUUCUUUGUGAUGGUUGUGGAUAGAACGUGACCAAACGUCUUUACCUUGCGUCCAAACAGGUACCUCUCGACUUCUUGGAAAUAGAAGAUAAUUCUGUGGACGCCACACCUAAGUUAAGGAAAAUGGCGUCUAAGGACAGGUAGAUGAUUCGUUUUUUAAUCCUAUCCGAUAUGAUGUUUUUGGUUGAAUUUUAUAGUUUAACUAGAAUGGCUUGGAACGUAUUGUCUAAUGCUGUUGUCUUGCUCGGGCAAAACCAUUAAGGCUCUCACUCGCAUCUCCUUCCGCGUGGGGCCCUCGCCUGUCUUCUCGCGACUCCCCCAAAUAGAGACUUUGCUCGCUGGCUAGAGGAGUACGACCUGAAUUUAGACUCCACUUACUAGUUGUCAGUAUAAGUUCCCCCUUCUGAAGCUUGCGUUGUAAACAUUAUCAAAGCGAAAUACAGACUUACAAAGACAUGUGGUCACAUACCGUACAGAUUCCAUCCUGUACUUUAUAGAACUACUCCCUGCCACUUGUAUAUUCGCAAAUUUAUUUAUCGAGCGUUUCAUUUCUUUGUUUUAGGGAUGUUUACGAAAAGGGAAUGAAGGCAUUUGUUUCGUUUAUACAGUUCUACAGAAAACACGAGUGCAGUCUGAUCUUCCGAUCAGCGGGUAAGAAGAUAGCGUAAACUUCCGCUAAAAAGCCCUUGGCUUUUUACAACUUUGUGACGGGUUUUAGGAGGGCUAAUAUGCUGUUUCAGUAGCAAGGGUGGCACAGUAGGUUAGUGCGCGGCCUUCGGUGUGCGAGGUCCCGAGUUCGAUCCCCAGUGAAAUCACAUCCUUGUUUCAACUUCUCUCCUUUAUGUUUAGCUUUGACUAGCUUUAAAAACCCUUAAAACGGAGCAUUGAUGGAGAGNAAGGCUCUCACUCGCAUCUCCUUCCGCGUGCGGCCCUCGCCUGUCUUCUCGCGACUCCCCCAAAUAGAGACUUUGCUCGCUGGCUAGAGGAGUACGACCUGAAUUUAGACUCCACUUACUAGGUGUCAGUAUAAGUUCCCCCUUCUGAAGCUUGCGUUGUAAACAUUAUCAAAGCGAAAUACAGACUUACAAAGACAUGUGGUCACAUACCGUACAGAUUCCAUCCUGUACUUUAUAGAACUACUCCCUGCCACUUGUAUAUUCGCAAAUUUAUUUAUCGACAGUUUCAUUUCUUUGUUUUAGGGAUGUUUACGAAAAGGGAAUGAAGGCAUUUGUUUCGUUUAUACAGUUCUACAGAAAACACGAGUGCAGUCUGAUCUUCCGAUCAGCGGGUAAGAAGAUAGCGUAAACUUCCGCUAAAAAGCCCUUGGCUUUUUACAACUUUGUGACGGGUUUUAGGAGGGCUAAUAUGCUGUUUCAGUAGCAAGGGUGGCACAGUAGGUUAGUGCGCGGCCUUCGGUGUGCGAGGUCCCGAGUUCGAUCCCCAGUGAAAUCACAUCCUUGUUUCAACUUCUCUCCUUUAUGUUUAGCUUUGACUAGCUUUAAAAACCCUUAAAACGGAGCAUUGAUGGAGAGUGGGGGCUAAAAUGAGCGCACCGUCGACCUCAAGUUUUUUCAGCUAUUUCUGCCACGAGUUAUCGACGUAAAAUGUGGUUGCAAAUAUGGCAGAGAAAAACUUGUUCUUUAAUUAUAGCUUUUAUUUUGAUUUAAAAUUUAUAACAUAAAUAAUGUAGGUAAUACCUUGUACUCACGUGGGAAUACUGAAAUAAAGUUGUUGUUGGUUGCUUUACCUUCUUACCUAUUUCGGUCAGUAGGAGACAUAGAAAUAGUUUCUUCAAAUAGUACUUUAAGCACAUUUUCAAAUGCAAAUGAACAGAGACGAUAAACAAUAUAUAUAAAAAACGAAGGUAAGAAACAAUACCAUACAAUAGUAUUGUUUCUCUCCUCCAGUUUUAUAUAUAUAUAUAUAUAUAUAUAUAUAUAUAUAUAUAUAUAUAUAUAUAUAUAUAUAAGAAAUCUAUAUAAUAUCAAUAUAAUAAAGUUUAUCGUUUCUGUUCAAUUGCAUUUUGUAAUGGUGACUAUAAUGGUGACUUGUCACCACCGAAACGUCAUGUUUUUAUCACGCCAGUUUUUGCGUUUAAAUGAUUUACGAAAUCUUUUGUUGCCAGUCACUACUUUUAGCGCUUAUAGGACGUUUUCACUCGCGUGGCCAGCAUCUAUGCUAUAUAAUUUAUUGGAAGAAAAGAAAGUUUUUACAUAAGAACAGAAUUCAACGCCCACAGGAUUGUCUAGGUACACCAACAUGGCCGCCAUUCCAUUGUUUUGGAACACCAAUAUGGCCGCCGUGACGUCACGCUCUAUUCGUUGGCACUCAAAUAAAGUGUAUUGCUGGUCUCAUUAUAAGUUCCUACCAUUCAUACACUCGAUAGUUCUGAAUGAUUUGUUUGUGUCUUUUCGUCUAGAUUUAGAUCUUGGGAAGCUAGCUACAGGAUUUGGCCUUUUAAAAUUGCCUGUUAUGCCGGAACUUAAGGACAAAACAGUAGAAUUCGAGCCAGUGGAUGUCGAUGUUGAAAGGAUAUGCUACAAAGACAAAAACCGGGAAAAACAGAGAAAAAGAAAACUGCAGGAACAGCAGGACUGUAAGCAGAGUACUACGCCGCAGGCAAACACGAAAAGGAAGAAACCGGGGCGUGAUUCCGUGCCCUGGUCGAAAAACAAAGAAAGGAAAGUAAAAAGAGAGAAGAGAAAAGCACGUCGCGAGUUUUUGAAGAAGCAACGUCAAAAACAGCGACUUGAUGAAGAUGAACUUGAGGAUCUAGCACGUGAGGCCCGUCUCGUCAAAAAACUGAAGUCUGGAAAAAUUAGCAAAGAAGAGUUUGAGUGCCAACUUGGAAUUGAAGAUGAAGACACUUAAGGCUUUAUACCGUAAAUAGGCCACCUCAUUAGUGUCAGAUCUGGCGGCUGCGUGCUUUUGAGCCCAGAUAUACACUGUAAAUUAAAAAGAUCUGUUUCAGCCCCAAAGUGUCAAUUCAGCCCUGCAGGCCAAAGUCUGAUUCAGCCAUUUGGAGCCAUUUGAGCACAAUUUAGGCCAAAAAGGCUCUAUCAAAAGACUAUUCCAGCCCACGUUAGGGCCCAUUUCAGCCCUGGGACCAAAUCAGCCCUAGCUAAUUGGACUGUAUUGGCCCUGAUUUAAGGGAGCCAAAUUAGACCCAAACAUAGGACUGUAUUUUACUCACCGAAACGGCCCUGUUUUUAGGGCUAAAACAUAUCUUUCUGAUUUAGAGUGUAGUUAAACUUCCAUUAAGCGGCCACUCUUGGAGUACAGGCAAGUGGCCGAUUAAUGGAGGUCGGCCACUCAAUAGAGGCUCGUCUUAAAUUAGCAUAAUCUUUGGCAAAAACAUCACUGACUUUACUUCAAAACAAACGCGCGACGGGAGAAGCAUAACUGGUCCACAGUCGGUCGUCAACUUCUAUCUCGGACUGUAUUUUCCAUCAUCGUAUUCCUAGAAUGUAGCCAAACUAAGUCUAUCAAGCGUUUGAUAGCCGCUAACUAGAGAUGACAAUGGGAGAACUCUCGUUGGUACGGCCAAAAGGUGGAUGCGGUCGCUUAAUAGAGGUUUAUUUUCCCAUUCUUUUGUACAAUUAUUCCAGGACUUAAGUUACUUGCCGCUUGAUAAAGGUUCAACU